GGCGGGAGGGCGGCGGGAGGCGGAGGAUGCUGCGCUGCAUGCCGCCCUUGUGGCGCUGCAACCGGCAGGUGGAGGCGCUGGACCGGCGCCACUGCUCGCUGCAGGCCGUGCCCGACGACGUCUACCGCUACAGCCGCUCCCUCGAGGAGCUCCUGCUCGACGCCAACCAGCUGCGGGAGCUGCCCAAGCCUUUCUUCCGACUCCUCAACCUGCGCAAGUUGGGCCUGAGUGACAAUGAGAUCCAGCGCCUCCCGCCCGAGGUGGCCAACUUCAUGCAGCUGGUGGAGCUGGACAUCUCCCGCAAUGACAUUCCAGAAAUCCCCGAAAGCAUCAAAUUCUGCAAAUCCUUGGAAAUUGCGGACUUCAGCGGGAACCCCUUGUCCAGGCUCCCCGAGGGCUUCACUCAGCUGCGCAGCCUGGGCCACCUGGCCCUCAACGACGUGUCUCUGCAGUGCCUGCCCCGGGACAUUGGCAACCUGGCCAACCUGGUGACCCUGGAGCUUCGGGAGAACCUGCUCAAGUCCCUCCCUGCCUCCCUCUCCUUCCUCGUCAAGUUAGAGCAGCUGGACCUGGGGGGCAAUGACCUGGAGGUGCUGCCAGACACGCUGGGGGCGCUGCCAAACCUGCGGGAGCUGUGGCUGGACCGGAACCAGCUCUCGUCUCUUCCCCCGGAGCUGGGCAAUCUGCGCCGCCUGGUUUGCUUGGACGUCUCCGAGAACAAGCUGGAGCAGCUGCCCGGCGAGAUCAGUGGGCUGGUGGCUCUGACGGAUCUGCUUCUCUCCCAGAACUUGCUGGAGAACAUUCCUGAUGGGAUUGGGCAGCUGAAGCAGCUCUCCAUCCUGAAGAUUGACCAGAACCGGCUGGUGGAGCUGACGGAGGCCAUUGGGGAGUGUGAGAAUUUGUCAGAGCUCAUCCUGACGGAAAACAUGCUGCUGGCCCUGCCCAAGGCUCUGGGGAAGCUGGCCAAGCUGACCAACCUCAACGUGGACCGGAACAGGCUGCUGGCCCUGCCCCCUGAGAUCGGAGGGUGCAGCAGCCUGAACGUCCUCUCUCUCCGCGACAACCGCCUGGAGCUCCUGCCCCCAGAGCUGGCAAGCACCACCGAGCUGCACGUGCUGGAUGUGGCAGGCAACAGGUUGCAGCACCUGCCGUUUGCCCUGACCAGCCUCAGCUUGAAGGCCCUCUGGCUGACGGAGAACCAGUCGCAGCCCAUGCUGAAGUUCCAGACGGAGGACGAUGAGAAGACCGGGGAGAAAGUGCUCACCUGCUACCUCCUGCCCCAGCAGCCCUCCCCCAGCCUCGAGAACCUUCUGCAGAACAGCGCAGAUGAGAGCUGGACAGACACCAACCUCAACCGGGUCAGCGUGAUCCAGUUUGCAGAUGAGCCCCGAGUGGGAGAAGAGGAGGAGGAGGAGCUGGGCGUGGAGAAGAGGGGCCUGCAACGCCGUGCAACCCCUCACCCGAGUGAGCUGAAGUCCAUGAAGCAGGCGAUGGAAGGGCGGCGCAGUGAGGCUCACGCUGCCAAAGCAGGUCUCGAUCGGGGCUCUUCUAACCCAGGGGACAAGAGACUGAGUGCCACAUCCAACCAAAGUGAGGAAUCACAGGUCUCCAGCAGCACCAUCUCGGCCGGCUGCCCGGAGGAGUCGGGGAGGAGCCUGCAGCAGACAGCAGGGUCGGAAGAGGCCCCCUUGAGCGCUGGAGCUGAGGAAGAGGUGGCAGUGGUGGAGAAGGGACAGCGAGAGGAGGAGGAGGAGGCCACAGGAGACCAGGAGGAAGAGCUGGAGGUGGAAUACAAUGAGCCCUCGGUGCAUUUUGCCGAAGAUACUUUUGUCCGCAGCGAAGAUGAGGAAGAGGAAGAGGAGUGUCGGUUCCCAGCAGGCAAGCAGCGCUUGAUCCGCAAGGACACCCCCCACUACAAGAAGCACUUCCGGAUUGCUCAGCUGCCUCAGCCUGAAGCAGUGGUGGCCCUCUUGCAAGGGCUGAGCACGGAGGUGGGGCCCCCGGCAGUGGAGGAGGAGGAGGAGGAGGAGCCUCGUAACAACGGGUGGGAUGAAGAGGAGCCCAAGAACGAGGCCCCAGCUGCUCCGCCCUCCGUCAAGGGGGUGUCGUUUGAUCAAGCCAAUAAUCUGCUGAUUGAACCUGCUCGCAUUGAGGAGGAAGAGCUGACCCUGAUGGUGGUGCGGCAGACGGGGGGGCUGGGCAUCAGCAUCGCAGGGGGCAAAGGCUCCACCCCCUACAAGGGAGAGGAUGAGGGGAUCUUUAUUUCUCGUGUGUCGGAGGAAGGCCCAGCUGCGCAGGCGGGGGUGCGAGUGGGAGACAAGCUCCUGGAGGUGAAUGGAGUCUCCCUUCAGGGCGCAGAGCAUCACGUGGCUGUGGAGGCGCUGCGUGGCUCAGGCAGUGCUGUCUCCAUGACUGUGCUGCGGGAGCGAAUGGUGGAGCCGGAGAACGCCAUUACUGUGACGCCCCUGCGACCCGAAGAUGACUACAGCCCUCGGGAGCGGCGAGGUGGGGGGCUGCACUUCCCCGAGCGGCCCGAAGGAGCGGCCCCCACAGAGCGCCUCUCUGCCUGCCUGAUGCGAAACGAGCGGGGGCUUGGCUUCAGCAUCGCGGGGGGCAAGGGCUCCACGCCCUACCGGCCAGGGGAAACGGGGAUUUUUAUUUCGCGGAUUGCCGAAGGGGGUGCAGCACACCGGGAUGGCACCCUGCGCGUGGGGGAUAGGGUCCUCUUGAUCAACGGGGUCGAGAUGACAGAAGCCAGGCAUGACCAGGCCGUAGCGCUGCUGACUGCCACUUCGCCCACCAUCACGCUGCUGGUCGAGAGGGAAGCUGCCGCUCCACCCGGCGAGGGCGACCAGUCCUUGGGGCAGCGAGUUCGGGUCCACUCUCCACCGCCCCCUGCCCAGCAGGGGAGCCCUCCCCCCGAGGAGUCCCGCAGCAGCCACCUACCCCAGACCUCCCUGGAGAGCCAGUACCCAGUGGAGGAGGUCUGCCUGCUCAAAGCCGGGGGCCCGCUUGGGCUCAGCAUUGUCGGGGGCAGCGACCACUCCAGCCACCCCUUUGGGAUCCAGGAGCCAGGGGUCUUCAUCUCCAAGGUGAUUCCACGGGGGCUGGCGUCCCGCAGUGGGCUGCGGGUGGGCGACCGAAUCCUGGAGGUGAAUGGCAUCGACCUCCGCCAUGCCACGCACCAAGAGGCUGUGAGCGCCCUGCUGUCCAACAGCCAGCAGCUGAGAAUGGUGGUCAGGCGAGACCCACCCCCGCCUGGGAUGGAGGAGAUCUGCAUUGAGAAGAGGCCCGGGGAAAAACUUGGGGUCAGCAUCCGAGGCGGUGCCAAGGGCCACGCGGGGAACCCCUUUGACCCCACGGACGAGGGCAUCUUUAUCUCCAAGGUCAGCUCUGCCGGGGCUGCAGCCCGCGAUGGCCGGCUGAAAGUGGGCAUGCGCAUCCUGGAGGUGAACCAUCAGAGCCUGCUGGGCAUGACCCAUGCCGAAGCGGUCCAGAUCCUGCGUGCUGCCUGCGAUUCUCUCCUGGUGCUUGUCUGUGAUGGGUUUGACCCCCAGGCCGUGGCUGCCCUCGAGAUGUCUCCGGGGAUCAUUGCCAAUCCCUUUGCGGCUGGCAUGGGCCACAAGAACAGCCUGGAAAGCAUUUCCUCCAUAGACCGGGAUCUCAGUCCGGAGGAGCUGGAUCUGCUGCAGAAGGAGUUGGAGAUGGUGAGGGAGACCACCCAGUGGGAGAGGGAAGAGAAGGAGAAAGUGGAGCGAAGGCGCAGGGAGCGGGAGAUGGCCGCGCAGCUGCUGGCAGAAGCUGCAGAGGACAUCAGCGCAGAGCCCCUGCAGCUGGAUUACCGCACCCUGGCAGCGCUGCCCAGCAGUGGUCUCCCGAGAGCCACACGUAGUCCUCCCUGUUGUGAAAUGGAAGGGGAUUCCCAGGUGCACCCUGCGCCAGAGACUUGUGUCGUCCGCCACGCCCCCUCCUCGAACCCGGGCCUGAUGAGCGGCGGCGCCAUCUCGGCAAGUGGGGCUUCCCUUGAGCUGGGGCAGCCUAGCCAGGAGCAGGAGAGCCUGGUGGACUCUCAGCCCAUCCCCUUCAGCGCCAACCCCUUUGUCGUGGCCAAUCGCCAGGCCUGCCUGGGGGGCCCUCCCCUCGGCUACGGCCAGGGCGGGGUGCUGCAGACCCGUCUCCACGCCAAGACGCCGGCCGGGGAGAGCGAAGUAGGCGCCGUGCGACGAGACUCUCCUUACUCUCCGGGAAGCCAGCAAGCCUCCCUGCACUGCUUUCCCAGCCACCCCGAGAGCCAGUCGACGAAGCCCGGGACCAUCCAGCCACUUUCCCGCAUGCGGGGGCCCCCAGCUGCCUCGGAGGGCAGGGACAGUCCCAACCCAUUCCAGCAGCCUGAGCUCUGCUCCAGGACCCACAGCUCUUCUUCUGGUUCUCCAUUGCCCGAGGAGAUCUCUCUCAGCGCCAAGCAGGCUUACAAGGCCUUUGCGGCGGUUCCAGUUUCGCACCUGCUGCUGGAGCCAGAGGAGCUGCAAAGCCAGGAAGGUGCAGAGAGGCCUCAGGCCCUGUCCCAGGUGGCGCCACCAGGAGGUUUGCACAGCCCGGAACAGCGGUCCUUUCGGGAGCGGCAGAAGUACUUUGAGGUGGAGCUGAAGCAGCAGCCGGCAGAGAAGCCCCCCAAGCGGGUGUCCCUGGUUGGAGAAGAGGACUUGAAGAAGAUGAAGGAGGAGGAAGCCCGCAAGCUCCAGCAGAAGCGAGCCCAGAUGCUGGAAGAGGCGGAGGAAGAGGAAGAGGAGGCUGGCAUGGGAGAGCGGCCUGCAGGCACAGGGGCUGCUGCCCCGUCAAGCAUCAUGAUUGAGGGAGUGGAGUACAAGGUCGAGAAGCUGGAUGGAAGGGCGUUCCUGUCCCCGACAGCCUGGUAUCCUGAGGGAGCCGCUGACUCUCCAAGGAACUCCCUCGAGGAGGGCUCCCGGCCGGAGCAGCAGCCCCCUGGCAUGCCUGGGCUCUGUCCCAGAGUGGGGGGAGAGUGGAGCAUGCCCGUGAGGACAGCCAAAGCGGAGCGGCGGCACCAGGAGCGCCUGCGCAUGCAGAGCCCGGAGCUCCUCAGCACUCAGGAGAAGAGAGAGCUUUCCCCUGCAGAGCGGCGGGCCCUGGAGGCGGAGAAGAGAGCCCUGUGGCGAGCGGCCAGGAUGAAGUCUCUGGAGCAAGAUGCUCUCAAGGCCCAGAUGGUGAUUGCCAGAUCCAAGGAGGGCAAGAAGCGCAGCACGCUGGAGCAGCUGGCCGAGUCCCCCUCGCCUGCCCCCACUCCCUCGCCAACCCCCCUGGAUGACUGCAGCUCCCGGAGCAUCGCUUCGCAAGGCAGGCUGUCUAUGCCUGAAAAGAAGUUUGUCUACAGGGAAUUUGCUGCCAUUCCUUCUUCCAAACCUGUUUAUGAGAUCCAGACUCCUCCCGAUGGUGGCAGCACCUGCAGACUCCUCCAGGAUGGCAGCAGCUCAGGUGACCAAGAGCAAGACGGGCGGGCAGAGGACCAGGAGGGGUUAGCGCCGCCCGCCCCCUCGAUCCCCAGCGUGUCCCCUCGGGAGGAGCUGGGCCUUUUCAGCAGCAAGCGCAAUAUCCGGCAUGCUCAGCACAGCCUGGAGACGGCUGUUCCAACAUAAAGGUCCUGCCCCCCUCUGGGCCAAUGGCAGAAGCAAGCGAGAGCGCCAGCUCUGCGGACCGCCUGGACUGGCACCAGCUGCUGCCUCCUCGGUGACACUGGACAGAACUGAGCUUUCCGAAGGCUCAGCAACCUUCUUUCAGGCUGUGAAUCUUCCUCCUCUUCCCACAAUGCACUGGGGCAGGUUCCGAGCAAACCUGGACUAGCGGCACUGGAGGAGGAAGCUGUGGUGUGCGGUGUGUGUUCACUGUGGUGUGGGAGCGUGCGUGCAUGGCGGACAGCAAGCUGCAGCUGCUUCGUGAUGACUGGCAUGGGCCCUGUCCUGAGCCCCAGCGGGUAUUUGCCAAACGGUCAGGGCUCCAUUCACACCCUGGGCAGGGAAGGUGGGGCAAAGGAGGGAGAGAAGGCGCCUUCCUGGCUUCUGCCAUCACCCUCCUCUUCCGUGGAGGACUGGCGUGAUACAAGCACAGGAUGGGAUCUCUUUUACAGUGGUGUGCGUGCAUGUGUAUGUGUGUGUGCGUGUGUGUGUGUGUGAAGCGGCAAUGGCACAUCAGGCCCACUGACACACCCGAUGAGGCGGCCAGUUGUGAUGCCUGCCCAGCAGUAGCAGAGCUAGAGGAGUGGGGUGCAAAGUUUAGGGGCAGACUAGUUGGUUUAGAGUGUGGUGAUGCAGGUAGAAGGGAGGGGGCCAGGGUUUGGAGUGGAGUAGUGCAGGAUAGGGCGGUGGGUCGGGGGUGGCUCAGCAAGCAAGCACCAGAGAGGACUUGAGGGCCCCCCCUGCUGGAGCCCUGCCCUCGGCCAGCUUCAUUCACCUGCGCUGGGGAAAGUUGGGGCAUUUGGGGGGACACUGAAGGGCGACCGGCAGCUGUGGGCACCAGUGAGGGGAAUGGAGGGGCUGGCUUGGGCCCCCGUGGUCAUGCCUGGUCUGCGCACUUCCUGGGCAGCCUCUUGCCAGCUGCUGAAAGCCAGAGCGGGGACUCUCAUCAUGCCAAAAUCCGUGGGCCAUGUGAUCAGAGCGUGUGAGCUCAGUCCGAGGAGGAGGGGGGAGGGUUCCUCGAUGCCUCCAUGGUGGCUGCUUCUACAUCAACAGUUAGAGCUUUUUGAUUUUAAUCUAAUUUUAGCCUUUGCUUUUAAUGAGCAAUUUUGGGGGCGAUCAGGAAGGGUUUCUUUGACUAACUUAUGACUUCUCUAGGUGCUGGGCUGUGGCAUAUCUGUUCUCUCCCGGGACACUUCAAGGGAGAUAAGACUGUAACUAGUGACAUUUGUACAACCAAAGAAAUCUAUUUUGUGGUUCCAGGACAAUAAAGUUUACUUUACAUUUUA
Messenger RNA from Heteronotia binoei (common prickly gecko), 6973 nucleotides. RefSeq names its product scribble planar cell polarity protein (gene SCRIB). Gene Ontology annotation, biological process: neurotransmitter receptor transport postsynaptic membrane to endosome; neurotransmitter receptor transport, endosome to postsynaptic membrane. The transcript is spliced from 44 exons. NCBI's taxonomy places the organism in Eukaryota, Metazoa, Chordata, Lepidosauria, Squamata, Gekkonidae. The record is from RefSeq and is a predicted model, not a curated record. Gene Ontology annotation, molecular function: protein binding. The coding region runs from base 27 to 5651 and encodes 1874 amino acids. Gene Ontology annotation, cellular component: adherens junction; postsynaptic density; postsynaptic membrane.